AUGGAUGAUUUCCCGGAUGAGGUCGUCCUCAAGAUCUGUGGAUACCUAGACUUCAAAGACUUGGCUAGUCUGCGCUGUGUCACCCGACGUCUUGCCCAGGUCGGAGCCGAAAUCCUGGUCAAGAGAGUACGUUUCCACGUCGGUCACGAUUCCCUCCAACGUCUCAAGGCCAUUGCGGCGCAUAAUGUGCUGUGCAAAUCCGUCGAGACGGUCGUCUUCGAGGGCAACCUCUUGGCCAACGUCGGUUGCGUCCACGCCUUCACCCUUCACUUUGAUAGCGACAAUCUUACGGCCGACCGCCCCAGCAGUCCGCCUUACGGAGCCACUGAGCGUGAGAUGAGACUCUUUGAUCGCAACCUCCACAAAUAUCAGACUGAGAUCAACAACAAGUUUCUCCGCUACCGUGAUUUCUACGACACUCAACAGGCCAUCCUCAAGUCCGACUCUUACACCUCUUUGAUAUCCGACAGCAUCAAGCGCUUCCCCAAACUCAAAAAAAUCGCCCUCACCACCGUCGGCAGAUGCAGACAUGUGCUGUCAGAGCGCUUCAUGGACAUGUUCGCCGUCGAAUGUUCCCUCCCUCUGGAGCCCGACACCCGCCAGACGGCGGAACAGCUCAAAGCCAUCCUCUUUCAUGAUUCUCAGCCUCUGGCCAGCGUCCGCGAGUUGGAGGUGCACGUCUUGAGUCCCAAAUUCUUCACCGGCUUCAUCCCUCCCCCUCAACUCUCCUCCGUUUUUGUCCACCUCAAAGUGAUCGAUCUCAAUUUCCGAUUGGAGAGAGACGACCGCGGCCUGUCCCAUACCAUGACCGCCGGAUCUCGCUACGGAAAAUUCGCCAAAGGUCAUCUCCGUGAGGCACUCCAGGCGGCCGGGGGACUGCAGAAACUCACCGUCAACUUCGAUGACUUUGGCUACUACGGACCGUGUACCGAUCUGAAGCACGUGUUGGGAGAUUCCGUCUGGCCUGAACUGCACUUUUUGGAUCUGGACUGCAUGACCACUUCUGAGGGAUAUUUGAUCGAUGCCUUGAGACGCCAGCCCGCCCUGAGCAAGCUCACCAUCGGUUUCUUCACCCUCGAGGACGGACUGUGGACUACCGCCACAGAGUUGAUGCGUAAGGCUCUUCACCUCAAGCUGUUCGUGGCCCACGGUAUCUUGGAAGAUCCGGAGCGCAUGCAUCCCAUGCACCUGAUCGACAGCGAUUCGUACGCGGAAAACUACGUCGAGUUCUCACUUACCAACGCCCUCGACAUGUACGUUACCGACGGGGUCCCGUCCGACUCGGACCUCGACGAAUACCAUCCUCUCGAUGACGACAACUUUUCCGACCCGGAUGAACUUCGCGAAGAGUUUGGCCCUUAUGAUUCUUUCGACGACAUGGACUGCAGCGAGUGA
Molecule: messenger RNA, 1395 nt
Organism: Exophiala bonariae
Lineage: Eukaryota; Fungi; Ascomycota; Eurotiomycetes; Chaetothyriales; Herpotrichiellaceae
Exons: 1
Coding region: 1-1395 (464 amino acids)
Molecular function (GO): protein binding
Source: RefSeq, a predicted model, not a curated record